CAAAGAUAAGUUUUUAUAAUUUCUUUAAUGACAUGUAAUUUACCCGUAUCAUUUUAUUAUUGGGUCAAACGUGGGUAGGUACCCCCAGUGGGUACAACAACCCUAAGACUUAUUGAUAACAUGUUGAUCUCAAUAUGGAUAUGACUGGAGGUAGGUUUGCGGUCGUAAGCGAGGUUUGCGGUCGUAAGCGAAGGCUAAAACUUAUCAACAUAGCGUGCCAAGAAAACUUAGCUGAUACAAUAUUAAUAAUCUGCUGGGGGCCACCAGUGGACCCUUGAGAAAGUGACAAUAGGAUGCAACAAAGAGUAGCAGUGUACCCAUCCUUCGUCAUAUAUGGCUAAAUGAUGAAUGACCCUUGAGAAAGUAGUUGGUAGGAAACGACAAAGACCAGCAAUGUGCCUAAGUGCCUAUCCAUCAUUCUAUAUAUGCAUUACAAGUUACAAACCAUGCAACCACCAGGAAAUCACACAAAGAUCAUAGUCAACUAAAAGUCAGAUGGAUCAAGGGUCGGUCUCUCCUCAUGUCCUCAUCUUCCCUUUCCCCAUCCAAGGCAAUGUCAACUCCAUGCUCAAGCUCACCGAACUUCUUUGCCUUGCCGGCAUCCAAGUCACCUUCCUCAACUGCCACUACCCCCACCGCCGCCUCCUCUCUUAUUCCAAUAUUCAGGCCAGGUUCUCACGCUAUCCCGGCUUUCGGUUUGAGACAAUAUCCGAUGGGCUGCCGAUGGAGCAUCCUCGCACGGCUGAACAAUUCUUGGAUAUUGUUGAUGGAGUCAAAACUACAACCGCACCACUCUUUAUGGAGAUGAUGAUUUCAUGGUGCCGGAGUGCUUCUGAUACGCGCUCGCCUCUGACCUGUAUCAUAGCAGAUGGGCUCAUGAGUUUCUCAAUUGAUGUUGCCAACGAAGUCGGACUUCCCGUCAUUAUUUUCCGUGCUAUCAGUGCUUGUUCCUUCUGGGCAUAUUUCUCUUUACCCCAACUCAUCGAAGCUGGCGAAGUCCCUUUCAGAGGUGGUGAUAUGGAUCGGCUGGUAGCCAGUGUGCCUGGCAUGGAAGGCUUUCUUCGACGUCGAGACCUCCCAAGUUGCUGCCGCGUCAAAGACGUGGAUAACCCAGAUCUCCAAAAUCCCAUGAAAAAUAUUCGAAAAACCCAUGGAGCCCACGCGCAAGUUAUCAACACGUUUGAUGACCUAGAAGGGCCGAUCCUCUCUCAAAUACGCAAUCACUUUCCGAGAACCUACACCAUUGGACCUCUCCACGCACUCCUCAAAUCCAAGCUCGCAACUGAAACUUCCACGUCCCAGUCUUCCAACAGUUUCUGGGAAGAAGACAGAAGCUGCAUACCGUGGCUUGACCGCCAGCCCUCAAAAUCUGUUAUCUACGUAAGCUUUGGUAGUCUUGCAAUUAUUACAAAGGAGGAGCUGAGAGAGUUCUGGCACGGUUUGGUCAACAGCGGUAGCCGCUUCCUCUGGGUCAUACGACCAGAUGCUCUUGUCGGAAAAGAUGAAGAGCGUCAGACUCCGGCAGAACUCUUGGAAGGGACAAAAGAUAGGGGUUACGUAGUGGGCUGGGCUCCCCAAGAAGAGGUUCUGAAACACCCAGCCGUGGGUGGGUUUCUGACCCACGGUGGGUGGAACUCCACGCUUGAGAGUAUAGUGGAGGGCCUGCCAAUGAUAUGCUGGCCCUACUUUGCUGACCAGCAGAUCAACAGUAGGUUCGUGAGCCAUGUUUGGAAGCUUGGAAUGGACAUGAAAGACAGUUGCGAUAGAGUUACCGUUGAGAAGAUGGUGAGAGAUUUAAUGGUAGAAAAGAGGGAUGAAUUCAUGGAGGCAGCUGAUACCUUAGCCACAUUAGCUAAAAAAUGUGUGGGUGACGGUGGGUCCUCAUCCUGUAACUUGAACAGUUUGAUCGAGGAUAUAAGAUUGUUGAGCACCUGAUUUCCAUGAAAAAUUUCCCCUUUUUGUUACCCUAAAAUUAUAAGAUUGAACAAACUUUAAGUCUACGGAUGUCAUCGCCUUCUUUUCAGCCAAAGGCACGAUUUUAGAAAUGGUACAAAAAUAAGCAACGUGUCAUAUUCAUUAUAAUUCUUAUCGCAAUUUAAUCAAUAAUUUUGUUGAAUUUUGAGGGUGGUGAA
Vitis vinifera (wine grape) is the source of this 2132-nucleotide messenger RNA. Its product is annotated as 7-deoxyloganetic acid glucosyltransferase. The transcript has 2 exons. Lineage: Eukaryota; Viridiplantae; Streptophyta; Magnoliopsida; Vitales; Vitaceae. Gene Ontology annotation, molecular function: UDP-glycosyltransferase activity. Bases 496 to 1935 code for a protein of 479 amino acids. The record is from RefSeq and is a predicted model, not a curated record.